AUGCCCGAGAGCAACCUCUCUCGCUUCCAUCUGUGGCUAGAGCGGCAGAGGCGUGAUCCCUUUGUAAAGAACGCUCGCAUCAAAUCCUAUCGUUGCCGGAGCGCCUUCAAACUGCUUCAAAUAAACAAUUCUAUGCUCGAAGGCGGUCUCAUCCGGCCCGGGGAUACGGUGGUCGAUUGCGGUGCUUCACCGGGCUCCUGGACCCAAGUGGCCGUCGAUCUGAGCUCACCCGGGGGCACCGUUUUGAGCCUCGACAUUCAGGACUUCGAGCCAAUUGAAGGCGCCAUCUGUCUACCGAAAACGGACAUCCGUCAGACUGCAGAGGUCACGAGGAUAAUAAAAGAAAAGUUGGGGUGCGCUAGGGGUGUGGAUGUGGUGCUCAGCGAUAUUGCCCCAACGGCCACUGGCAUUCCCGACCUUGACCACCCAAAUCUCAUAAACCUCGCCCAACGCCUGGCUUUGCACAUUUCGCGACCGGGUGCGAGCCUUCUGAUUAAGCUGUGGAGCUGUCCCGAAGUCGACGAUUUCAAGCGUCUCCUCGAGCGCAUCUAUUUGGGUCCAUCAACCAAUUCCAGGGGUUCGGGCACGUGGGACAAGUCUCCCGCCGUUCGGAUCCUCAAACCGAAAGCCAGUCGACAGGAGUCCGCUGAGAUUUAUGUUUGUGCUAGGGGAUUCUGUUUUGCUCCAAAUAAAUAA
This is a messenger RNA of Mesocestoides corti, 696 nucleotides long. Lineage: Eukaryota; Metazoa; Platyhelminthes; Cestoda; Cyclophyllidea; Mesocestoididae. The record is from the annotation of a GenBank genome assembly.